CUUCCAACAUUAAUCGUCUGAGCAUAGAAGGGCUACAAAAUCAGAGGCAGAGCUUCCUCUCUCUCUCUCUCUGUAGCUCUGUAGUAGCAUCGAUACUUCAAGUUCAAACAACGACAGCGACAAAUCGCAGACCCCACAAAUCUCUGCAUAAACCACCCCCCCUUCUCGGUCGCUCUCCCUCACUCCACCUCUUUCUCUUUCAGCAAUGCCAGCUUCCUCCUCAGAGACUCGCACCAAGUGGAGGAAGAAGAAGCGAAAGAGAGACCCCCAAAUCACUCGACGACCCAAGCCCCAAGACGACGACCUCGACGAUGAUGACGAAGAAAACGAAGACGACGACGACGACCUCGACCAACAACAACAACAACCCGAAUUCGAAGAAGACCCUCAAUCGGGUCCCACCGAUUCGGCUCCGAUUGCCCGCGAGAACGAGGUCUUAUCGGAUGGCGGGGUUCGAAUCUCCCACUUCCCUCCCGUGAUCAAGCACACAGUCAAUCGCCCCCACUCCUCUGUGCUUGCGAUUGUGGCCCUGGAGAAGGCGAUUCAGUGUGGGGAGGGCAAGAACCUGCAGAACGGCGUCGUAUUGGAGAACGUAUCGCAUGGACAGCUCCAGGCUCUGUCGACCGUGCCGGCGGAUAGUCCGGCGUCGGCCGGUGAUCAGGGGUCUUCUUCCACGGCCGCGUAUGUGAUUACGCCGCCUCCGGUUAUGGAGGGUCGAGGGGUUGUGAAGCGUUUUGGGGCUAAUCGAGUUCAUGUUGUUCCAAUGCACGCAGAUUGGUUUUCGCCCAGUACUGUGCAUAGAUUAGAGAGACAAGUGGUGCCACAUUUUUUCUCUGGGAAGUCAGCUGAACAUAGGCCAGAAAAAUACAUGGAAUGUCGGAACUGGAUUGUUGCCAAGUACAUGGAGAAUCCAGAGAUGAGAUUGUCAGUUGAUGAUUUCCGAGAAUUGGUAGCUGGCACUGAUAUUGAUGAUUUAACUCGAAUUGUUCGGUUUCUUGAUCAUUGGGGAAUCAUUAAUUACUGUGCUUUUGCUCCCAAUCGUGAGCAUCGUAGUGAUGGUUCGUAUUUGAAGGAAGAUUCAAAUGGUGAGGUUCAUGUGCCAUCAGCUGCUUUGAAGUCCAUUGAUAGCUUAAUUCGGUUUGACAAGCCCAAAUGUAGGCACAAGGCAGCAGAUGUUUAUCCGUCAUUGUCAUGUCGUGAUGGUGAGGAGUCUGAUUUAGACAGCAGAAUCCGAGAGCGAUUAUCUGAGAAUCGAUGCAAUUGUUGUUCCCGUCCCCUGCCCAUUGUCUAUUAUCAAUCACAGAAGGAGGUUGAUAUACUACUAUGCUUGGAUUGCUUCCAUGAUGGAAGAUAUGUUAUUGGUCACUCAAGCAUGGACUUUAUAAGGGUUGAUUCUACAAAAGAUUAUGGUGACCUGGAUGGGGAAAGUUGGACAGAUCAGGAAACCUUACUGCUGCUUGAAGCAGUGGAAAUCUACAAUGAUAAUUGGAAUGAAAUAGCGGAGUAUGUUGGUACCAAGUCAAAAGCGCAAUGCAUCCUUCAUUUUGUCCGUCUUCCAAUGCAGGAUGGCCAACUGGAAAAUAUUGAAGUUCCAAUUGUGUCCCUCUCCUCGAAUUUGUCAAACAAAGGUGAUUCUAGAAGAUCACUUCCAAAUUCAAAUGGAGAUUCAGCAGGACCUGACCCUGAUACUGAGAGUAGUCCUUUUGCAAAUUCUGCUAAUCCAGUUAUGGCUCUGGUUGCCUUUUUAGCCUCUGCCAUCGGACCUAGAGUUGCUGCAGCCUGUGCCCAUGCAUCCUUGGCAGCACUGUCUGAGGAUUCUCAGAAGGCAUCUGGGCAUGCUAAUCAGAUGAAUUUGGAGAGCAAUAGUGAAGGCAAUUCUCAUGGCGAAAAAACAAGUUCAAGUCAGCAAAAAGAAGAUAACUCUGAAGCACAUGGUCAAUGGAGUCAAAAUGGAGAGGCUGUGCCAUUAUCUGCUGAAAAGGUGAGAGCUGCUGCCAAUGCUGGUCUAGCUGCUGCGGCAACAAAGGCAAAACUGUUUUCAGAUCACGAAGAACGUGAAAUUCAAAGGCUAUCUGCUAAUAUUAUAAAUCAUCAGUUGAAGAGAUUAGAGUUAAAGCUGAAGCAAUUUGCAGAGGUGGAAACCUUGUUAAUGAAAGAAUGCGAACAAGUGGAGAAGGCAAAGCAGAGGAUUGCUGCCGAGCGGACCCACAUGAUAUCAGCACAGUUCAGGCCACCUGCGGUGAUGUCAUCUACGAGCCUACCUGCCACCACUCCCACCAUGGGUGCUGGUCCCGCCAUUGUUAAUAGCUCUGCCAAUAACAGGCAACAAGUCAUGACCGGUUCACCCUCACAGCCAUUCAUUUCCGGGUAUGGAAAUAAUCAACAAAUCCAUCCCCAAUUCAUGCCACAUCAGCAAAUGUAUGGAAUUGGGCCGCGGGUUCCGUUCUCGGGUUUGCAACAGUCCUCGUCGGCAGCUCCCAAUGUUAUGUUCAAUGCUGCGGCAAAUGCUCAGCCUGCUCUCAGUAAUCCGAUGUUGAGGCCUGUAUCGGGGACUAGUUCUGGUUUAGGUUGAAAAUUAGGGAAAAGAAAUUCAGUAUUGGAGUUCUGUGGUUUAAUUAAAUUAAGAAUCCUCUCCUUUUCCUACCUUGAAGAAGGGGGAGAAAAAAGGAUUAAUGUGGAUGAGCCGUGAACUUAUUAUCUGCGUCGCAUUCUUAAAGUAUGUUUCCCAUAUGGAACGAGUGACCCAGGGUAAUACAGAUGCGUCCAAGGUACGUACCAAUUUUUCAGAGGCUCAAUUAUUUGGUUGGUUCAUGUAGCAUGCUCUUAAUUUUUCUUUGUAUUUUCACAAUCAAUAGUAAAGAUGAGGAAGAACUUGAUUAGUAUACUAAUUGUUGCUAGCAAUGUACUGCUUUUUGGAUCAAAGUA
Molecule: messenger RNA, 2925 nt
Organism: Camellia sinensis
Lineage: Eukaryota; Viridiplantae; Streptophyta; Magnoliopsida; Ericales; Theaceae
Product: SWI/SNF complex subunit SWI3C
Molecular function (GO): zinc ion binding; protein binding
Source: RefSeq, a predicted model, not a curated record